AUGAACAUCCGGUCCAUCAGAGCGAAACGGCUCUACAAUAGUUCGCGGUUUAUCAUUUCCCUUGAUACACUUCAAAAAAUCCCGAGUUCCCCUUCUUCGCUUCAUAUAAACAUUAUAAAUCAUAAAUCCUCUCGCAGGUCGAAUUACUCACUUUCGCAAGCUGUAUCAUUUGCCAAUAGCAUAUAUUCUAAUGCGAAAACACGCCCAGGGAACAAUGAUGUCAUCAGUAUCGACCCAUUACGAAUGGUGGCGGAGGAGAUGAAGUCUUUGACAGGAAAUAUAAGGCAACUGCUCGGAUCUGGACAUCCAUCACUCGAUACUGUGGCAAAAUAUUACACGCAGGCAGAGGGAAAACAUGUCCGGCCUCUUAUUGUAUUGCUGAUGUCAAGAGCAACAGCCCUGACUCCUAGAGCAAUGAACAAAAACCAACAAAGUGUAAACGUCGAUCGCUGUAUAUCUCCUCAGUCAAUACUAUCUGAUGUUAAUCCCUCGAUUCCCUUGGAUGACGCAGCUUACGCGCAAAGCACCCAGCUGACUUCUGAAAACGAUAUCUUACCAUCUCAACGUCGACUCGCUGAGAUAACCGAGCUAAUACAUACAGCUUCACUUCUACACGACGAUGUAAUAGAUUAUUCUGUGUCGCGGCGAGGGAAUCCUUCUGCCAAUCACAAGUUCGGAAAUAAAAUGGCAGUGCUAGCUGGGGACUUUUUACUUGGCCGCGCGUCCGUUGCACUCGCUAGAUUAAGAGAUGCCGAAGUUACUGAACUACUAGCGACGGUGAUCGCCAAUCUAGUCGAGGGGGAAUUCAUGCAGCUUAAGAAUACUGCUCGAGACGAAGAAAACCCCGUCUGGACAGAGGAGACAAUAUCUUACUAUCUCCAAAAGACAUACCUGAAGACUGCUAGCCUCAUUUCAAAAUCAUGUCGUGCAACAGCCUUGCUUGGAGGAGCGGAUGCGAAAACUGUAGACGCAGCGUAUACAUAUGGGAAGAAUUUAGGACUAGCAUUUCAACUUGUUGAUGAUCUUUUGGAUUACACUGUUGAUGAAAAAGAGCUUGGAAAGCCGGCUGGCGCUGAUUUAAAAUUGGGACUAGCGACAGCGCCUCUUCUAUUCGCAUGGCAGCACAAUGAAGAGCUGGGAUUAUUGGUUGGACGAAAAUUUGCAUGUGAAGGUGACGUAUCUCGAGCCCGACAUCUUGUACUUCAGAGUGAUGGUAUUAGUCGUACUCGUGCUUUGGCUGAGCAGUAUGCUCAACAAGCCGUUGAGUCAAUAAAGCUUUUUCCCAAUAGUGAGGCGAAGGAUGGAUUAGAAGAAAUGGCUGUUAAGGCUAUCAAGCGGCGAAAUUAA
Molecule: messenger RNA, 1347 nt
Organism: Blumeria graminis f. sp. triticale
Lineage: Eukaryota; Fungi; Ascomycota; Leotiomycetes; Helotiales; Erysiphaceae
Source: the annotation of a GenBank genome assembly